AAAAGGAGCAGAUUGAUAGGGUGUGGGAUCAGGUCACGGGACAUAUGGAACUGGAGGAGGAGAAAGUUAAAGAUCUGACGAGGGAACACUUCGACCAGCAAAAUAGGAUCAGAAAAGACAAGUAUAAACUGAUAGAAUCAAUAUCGAAAGAAGAGCUUAAAGAGGUGAUAAAGGGAAUAGCAAAUGGCAAGACAGCUGGAGCAUCAGCAAUAUCAUACGAAAUGUUAAAAAAUUGUGGAGAAAAAGAGCAAGACA
This is a messenger RNA of Acaulospora morrowiae, 255 nucleotides long. The record is from the annotation of a GenBank genome assembly. Lineage: Eukaryota; Fungi; Glomeromycota; Glomeromycetes; Diversisporales; Acaulosporaceae.